Messenger RNA from Oryza brachyantha (malo sina), 1061 nucleotides. RefSeq lists its product as uncharacterized. The coding region runs from base 48 to 593 and encodes 181 amino acids. The transcript has a single exon. Lineage: Eukaryota; Viridiplantae; Streptophyta; Magnoliopsida; Poales; Poaceae. The record is from RefSeq and is a predicted model, not a curated record.
CACGCCCGCCCGUUUCUUUCAGCUCUACGUGCCACUACUAGCAGGCCAUGCCCAUGGCGGGCGCCGUGGGCAAGUCGAAGGAGGCGGACGCGGCGCGGUGCAGGAGGCAUCCGAAGCACCGGCACUCGGCGGGGGUGUGCCCCUUCUGCCUGCGCGACCGCCUCUCGCGCCUCUCCGUGGAGGUCGCCAACGCUGCCUCCUCGCCGUCGCCGCCGUCGUCGUCAGUGGCCUCCUCGCCGUGCUCGUCGUCGACGACCACCGGGAGUGCCGCGUCGGCCCAGGCGCCGCCCUUCCGCCGGGCGAGGCUCGGGAUGCUGAUGCGGCAGGAGGAGCAAAGGGAGACGACGACGACAACGGCGGCGGCGGUCGGCGCUGGUCGUGACAAGGAGGACGCGGCGGCAGAGGAGAAGAAGACGAAGGCGGCGGCGGCGGCGGCGAGGAGGAACGGCUUCUGGGCGAGGCUGCAGCAGCAGCUCCAGCACGGGAGCUGGCACCGGAAGGACGGGUGCUCGAUGGCGCACUCCAAGGCUGUCGGUGGGAAGUGCUCCACGGCGGCGGCGCCGGCCGCCAAGAGGCCGCCGGCGUUGGCGUGACGCACCCGCUCGCCGCGCGCGCGCAGGCCGAGACCAGUAGACCGCCAUGCAGUAACGUGCAGCGUGAGCCAGCGGCGCGGCGUGAUCGUUAUUUGGUUGGUAGCUACUCCCGCGUGCGCUGUUUGUUCGCGGGUGAUCGCCUGGCUGGCAUGUUUCGUUACCUUUCGGUGCCCUUUUUUUGGUCGUGGCUGGUGGUGCGCGCUGGUGCCUGAAAGGACGACCUAAUGGCACGCCCAUUUUGUACAGAUCUAAGAUCUGAGAAAGAACCAAAGCAGCUCAGCCCGGCUCGGUUGCGUUAUUUGCGUGUCAUGAUUCACGAUCAAAUCAUCAGCUCGUGAUGUUCUUUGGCCUUUUGCCAUGCCUGCGAAUUACUAGCCACACCAAUUGUAGAAACAAGCUCGUAACUACUGGUUAAUAUUUUCCCUAUUUCAUAUAGCAGUAUAUCAAUAUAUAAUCAAAUGACUAAAA